Messenger RNA from Danio rerio (zebrafish), 1499 nucleotides. The record is from RefSeq and is marked predicted. NCBI's taxonomy places the organism in Eukaryota, Metazoa, Chordata, Actinopteri, Cypriniformes, Danionidae.
GUUCAACACAGCAUCUUUCAUAACGUAAACAAGUUCGAGUAGACGCCACCUCUUCAUGGAGGAAAAAAAUAAAUAAAUAACUACAAAGUUUUGGGCAUAAAUGUAAAAAAGAACUGGUUUACACCACCAUCUACCUCGACAUAUAUAAUUGAGUUUUAAUGAGUUUUGGUUUAGCACGCAGCUGAACAGCUAAGCUAAUUUGCUAACUUUACGUUAAAUCGAAAAACUCAACGAAAUAAUACUAAUAACUUUACAAAAAAGUCGGACCAUUUACAUUAAAAUGUCCUCUUUGAAGGAUUACAAGAUCUUGCGUCUUUCAUUAAUUGUACUCUCGCAAAUCGCUUACAUUGUUGCUUUGAUUAUCAACGCGCUCGCGGGACCUGGGAAAGGCCCGUUUCAGCACAGCACUGGAAAUGUAUCGGACAGAUAUCAGACAGAGAUCACUCCUGCUGGAUGGACCUUCUCUAUAUGGGGUGUAAUUUAUUCCUGGCUCUUCCUCAUGAACAUAUAUUUCCUGAGCUGGCUCUGUAGAGGGUUGUACUCAAGUCCAGCAAUCCUGCCCUCUGUAUUCUUUGUUUCAUGGAUCAUCAACCUGAUUUUAAACUGCUCCUGGCUGGUCUUGUGGGAUAGAGAAUUGAUGAUUGCCGCACUGAUAGUUCUUGCCCUGAUUGCUUUCACCAACUACCUGCUAAUCUACUUCUCAUGGGUUGGUUUACGGGCUCAUGGAUCUUGGCUCAAACAGCACCACCCAAAAGACCUGUUCUGCAUCAUAGUGCUGGUUCAAAAUGGUAUCGCCACUUAUGCAACAUGGACAACCAUUGCAACACUGCUCAACUUCACUGUUGUUUUGAACUUGGCAUCAGUUUCUGCAACAAAUGCUGCCACAGCUUCUUUAUGCAUACUUCUGCUGGAAGUUAUUAUAUGGUUUUCAGUUGAAAACUUCCUAAUAGAGAAGCAUGUGCGUUACAUCCUCAGCGUUUACCCUGUGAUUGUCUAUGCUCUGUCUGGAAGCCUAAGCAAGCAUUAUGACUCAACAGCUCCAGGCCGGAAUGCAGUCUUUUCAGUGGUGCUGCUGGUGCUGGCCUGUAUUGUGUUUGUGGUGCGGUUGACGCUGGUGGUUUGGAGACACAGGACUCGGCCUCUUUUUACCUAUAGUGACCCUUGAAGUCCUGAUGUCACCAAAUAGUGGCACUGAAAAUUAAUUAAACCUCAUAAACACAUUGCAUGUCAUACUAAAAACUGACAUAAAACUGACACAAAUAAUUAUGCUUAUAGUUACAGUAUGCAUGAAAGUUUUUCAGUCAAAACAGAUGCACUAUUAUGCAGUACAGUCCCACACAUAUGUAUCUUCUAAUCUUGGGUCAGUAUGUGCCUAUAAGAUGACAGUUCACCCAAAAAUGUAAAUACUGUAAUCAUUUACUCACCCUUCGCUUGUUCUUAACAUGUUUGAGUUUCUUUCUUCUGUUGAACACAAAAUAAAAUGUUUUGAAGAAUGCUGG